ACAGAUCGUUUCAAAACUUUUGCUUCAAGUCCCGAUAUUCUUUAAAUAUUAAUUAUUUUUUGAAAAUGGAAGGGAAAGAUCUGAAAAACCACGAUACUGAUCGCGUUCCUGAAGACCAAAAGCAGGUGAAUGAAGGCGAACCCGCAUCGGAAGCGCCCCAACAGAAUGAACCACCGCAAGAUGUAGAGCCGCAACAGAAGCCCCCAGAAGUUGAUUGUCAAACAUCCGAUGGCCCCCAACGUGGUGAUGAAGAGAAGUUGCCCCAAGAGCAAGAGCUAGCUGAAAAGUUGGCACUUCUAAAAACUAUACCGGAAAGAUGCAGCAGGAACCGCAGUAAUUUAACAAUGCGUCCGUCAAGCGCGGCACCUAAAUUCGAAGACAACGACGAAACUCCGGCAGAUACUGAAUCCUGCAGAUCUAACUAAAAGUCGGCCCAUGCUCCAGACCAUUUUUGAUUUUGACAUGUAUUUAUUUUUGCGAAUAAAAAUGUGUUUAUU
Ceutorhynchus assimilis (cabbage seed weevil) is the source of this 497-nucleotide messenger RNA. Lineage: Eukaryota; Metazoa; Arthropoda; Insecta; Coleoptera; Curculionidae. The record is from the annotation of a GenBank genome assembly.